AUGUAUUGUUCAGAUACGCAGACCCUGGUUCAGCGGACGGCGCCCAAGGAGGCUGUCCCCUGCUUCCCCGAACAGGUCUAUGCUGCAAACGAUGGUGUCGAGACGGGUAUCUCUACUAUCGGCUUCCGUUCGGGCCGCUAUGCACCGUCAGAGGCCCAGGAAUCCAUUGACCGACGCUACAUGCAGAGCCAUCUGGAUAAUGAAAUCAGUAAGCAGACCCGAGAGGACAGCAAGGACCUGAUGCGUGAGACGAAUGCACUGACAGAAGCUGACUUCAAAACCACCACCGACCGCCUCAAGGAGAGACUCACCGACCUCCAUUUCUGGAAGUCAGAGUUGGAGCGCGAGAUUCUUGACAUGAUAACAACAAUUGAUCAUCUAGUUCAGUGUAAGGUCCGCGUGGAGAAGGCCCUAUUGGCGAUAGAUGAGGCUAUUCUAAUCUGCACAGAUAAUUUAAAUGCACGUCAACGGCGGUUUGGCGAGGACUUACAGCAGGACGCUGUGGAACUGAGCCUGAUUAAGGUAUGUUUUGCAAAGCUGAGGUUGCUAUUGGCUAGUGAAUGAGGGCAAUCGGAAAAAGUCUCACAUAACGAUUGUCAUUUCCAGACUAAAAGUGUUAAUUUUCAUGGAAAGAAGGUCGUACACAGAGGAAUUUUAUGACACGCCUUCAAGUUAACCGUUGGAAAUGUCAUUUCAGUUAGUAACAAGGUCAGCCAGAACAUAUCGAAUAGUGUUUCGUCGAUGAACCCUGAAAUUCUGCCUAGGGACAGUAGGCUAGUUGCCAAUUAUUGAUGGAUUUAAAGAGAAUGCAUUUCGUUCUAGAAAUGUCUUCAGAAAUACGAAAAGGUUUGUAGAGAGCUUUUUCAAACGUCUUUGCCCUCUUUCUGCCGGUGGUAACCAUGGCUAUCAGAUGAUACCAGAAAAAUUGUAAAUGUGACGCGCUUUGAAACUGUUGCGGCCGUUGAAGUCCGGGGCAUGGAAGGCUGCCAACUGAUGGGAUAAUUCAGUCAACAUUAGAACAUUUUGGAGAAACGGACUAACAAUCGGGUUGCGUCGACUCCUUCUUGAUGUGGCCUGUUUGGCACUUUAACCUAGGUGGCAUUCGAGCCGGGUUCAUAAAGUAUGGCAAAUGCUGUGGACACCGGGUUGUGUGGGGCACGCGUAGCCUUGUCAGCCGCUGCUCCCAAUCCCGCCUCCGGUCAUUUUGACGCUGUCCUACGACUGCAGUGGAAUUGGUGACGCAGGAGGUGGUGCGGCAUAUAAUGCGCAAGUCCACCUUAUCAUGAAUUGAUUCAUGUUCAAGUCGCUGGUGCUGGGCCCACUCCGUGGAGCACACAGUACACGUCGUCGCCUUCGAUAGUCAGACCGUCAUCACCAGGGGUAAUUACAUGCUCACAUUCAUACGUGAUCCGCAGGGACAAAUAAUACCAGUUUGCGGGAACCGACGAACUUCAGUUAUCUAAAGCGUUUGUGACUCAUCUGAUGGACCUCUUCUAUGGCCAUCUGCGCUGUCUGCACACGCACGUCAAUGUUGCAUGACCCAAUUGUAAUCGGGCUGUGGUUGGCCAAAUGACGACAGCACAAGCCCUGAACAAUACUUUGCCAAUCUACUCGCAUCUGUAGGCAUUAUCUACUGUCAUCAUAACCUAGCCUGGCAGGUAGACAGGGUUCUAAAACCUCGACCGUUGGUGUCGUCAUUUGGACUGCCGACUGAUGUUGUCUGCGCUAAAAAUGGCCUCCGGCGGGAGAGUGUUAAGCACUCUGGGAUCACAGUAACAACGAGGAAUGACAUCCACCCAUACUUAGACAGGGAAAAUACGAUUGCUGGAACAAAAAGCUAUUCGCCUAGCGUUUUAAGUGCUCACUGGUACUUAUCGUCAGAGGCAGUCGCGAGAGGAGGCAACCAGUCAAUCCGAAAGCUAAUGGAGUCAUGGUUCACCGGCCUGCAGGCGAUUAACGACCACAGUGGCCUCCCAGCCCCGUAUUCUGUUCUGAGACUUUGCCUGGACAAAGUAACUGGCCGUGUAGGAAGGAUUCGAGUAAACACCGCUGCCAGUGACAACAUCAAAAAAUCGAAUUUCCAAGUCACGCCAAUAAUCCAUAAGGGUGAUUCAGUUACUGCAGUUAGCCACUUGGAUGUGGAUGAAUAAACGAUCAUUGAACCAAAUGCGGGCCCUGACGAUAAAGACAUCAGCUGUUAACUACGAUAGACAAGUGUUGCAUUCCAUGGGCGUUCACCACACUUAUCCGCGACUAUUUAUGGUACUGCGUCCGAGUAGGAGUCCGAAACUGCAGGCGGGUAAACUUCUUGUUUCUGAGAUUACAUUUCGUUCUGAACGACACCAUGAAACUCACCUCUGCACCGCUAUAAGCAAUCCGCUAGACUCUUAGGAGGAAAAUGAUAAUGAAUAAAUUAAUAUUACUUUAUAAAGCUGGAAAUAAAGCAGGACUGCCGGCGUCGACCUUAGGGUAGCAAAAUGUAUGGUCUAAUCCCUCCCCUAUCGCCUUCCUCCUCUUCCUCUCAAUCAGCGUUUCGACGUAACACGUAUGUCAGCGCCGUCCUUACUAUUGUCAUCCUCCCCCUCCCCCCCCACUCCUCCUCCUCCUCCUCCUUCUCCUCCUCCCUGCCUUCUGUUCUCCCUUUCUGCAUCUUUUUCCUUGUCAUCACUAUUAUUAUCCCAAAUCCGCGUGGGGUUAGUUUACUUCAGGAUUCAUUAUCUUUGUACUGCCAAUUUAACAUACAGUAAAGUCAAUGUAACUGUAUAAACAUAAGUUCACAAUCAUCCUAAUCACCUUAAUUAGCCUUUAGACCGACUUUUAAUCCUUUUAAUGACAGUUCAUAGUUCGCUUAACGAUGGCAGCUGGCCUAUGAUUUAAGUUGAAAGCAAUACAUACGAUCAGUUGAAGAAAAGAGAAAAACUGAUUAGGAAAAAUCGUUCAAAAACACUACCCUGCCUUUCUGGGUUCAUAGACCACAGCGCUAUCAAGGUGUGGUGGUUGGCAGAGCGAAGAUUCCCACAUUAUAACCAUGGAGACCGAUUCGAUAGGGCGGUCUUUUCUGUGACAGGGAUCAAGCAAGCAACUCAGAAGUCGGCAGUUGUCUUUUUACCGCGCGGUUUUUGUUAUUGUUCACAGUGCGAGAUAUCUGAAUACACCUAAAUCAUGCCCCUCUUCAUCCAAUCAACAAAGGAUAUAAUGUCCAUCGGAGCCAAACCUCUGGCUGAGCAAUGUGCGGCACCGAGGUUCACUCGACAAGGUGCUUUAACUGAACUAAAAGUCCUAGGGUUAUGUGGCCACACUUACGACCACCAGGAUUGACAGCCACAGUACUCGCAGCCGAAGUCAAAAUAAUUUUUAAUGUCUAAAAAACGUGACCAAUUAGAUGAUCGACACUUGGACGUAGCGUCCACUUAGUGCAGCAUAGACGGUGGAGCAGAUGAUGAUGUUUGAAUGCAUGCUGUUUGGGGAGAGUCGGCGGUUGAGGAUGAAUUUGAAAGCAGAUAACACGAAGAGACGUGGGUCAGGUGAAGUAGAGAAACAGGAGCGGGGGGGGCGGGCAGGGUCCAGCGUAUUUUUGUUCGCAGAGCUGAUCAGACAUUGCUCUGGUAACGGUGCCUUGACUCAGUCAGCACUGACCUCUCCCUCGUCACCGCGACAGACCCCGGAUGGGACUAAGGGGGACGGUCUGGUCGACCGGCAGAAGACCUUUUGCUCCUUAUCUUAUUCAUAAACGUCCUGCGAUUCUCCCGAGUCACUCGCAGAAAGUACUCCCCGGACAAAGACUAUGAAGACCUACUUAGGAUUGUGCAACUGGGUAUAAGUGUAUCUGGCAGGGUUCUUGGUGUUUUUUUGGGCAUCAGCUGCUUGUUUUCCUUGUCUGUACGAAGAAACCUAACCUCCCUGACGGGUUCCAGGUCACACACCCUUUCCUCGGACAUAAUUAUCUCAUAGAUUAUGGGCAUGAAAAUCUUUACACGGUGCUUACAAAUCUUCCAGCCCGUCUCGGUCCACUUUUGAAACGUCAGGAAGAGAGUGGAUGAUGAAGUGCUUUGGGCACCCCCGUUGACGUAGAUUUUUGAGAGAAGCAGACUGGAAGAAAUGUAAGCCCUCGAUAGCCGAUAUGCUUUUUUUACUGGGUGGAUUCAGUAGAUGACCUCCUGACCUCCUUAUCACCACCUAAUUCGAGCACCACGGACAUGAUUAAGCAACGGAGCGAUUCAGGUAUCCGAGUGAUAGUUGUGGGGCGCUCUAAUUGUCUGUUGAACCCUCUCUGACCUCAGGAUUUGUCUGUAUAGGUUUGCCUAUUAACGACGUACACGAAGAGAUGCCCGCUGUUGGAGGAUGUUUUUUCUUGCUUCUUUGAGGUUGGCGCUCCCUUAUUUCAGAUGCCACGCAGAGGACUUGAUGAUGAGACGUCUUAAUUUCCCGUGCUCUAACCGGACAGGGGAUCAUUUUCCUUCUUGUUGAAUAUCCUAAAAGCACUAUCGUGGCCUCAGAAGUGCGCAUUAAGCUCAGCAAACAGAGUGUCAUUAGUUUCUUUUUACAGGAACUCGACGUCCUUAACAAGUCGGCUGCAUUGUACAAGCGAACAAUCGAGCAACUCAAUAAUCAGAUUAAGUAAGCCCUUUUUGCCCCUCAUUUUGUUUUUUUUAUAUUUGUUACUUUACUGAUGGCUCUCUGACCGUCUUCUGCCAUACUAUGGCUCUUAGUAGUCAAUUAUUAAAAUGACAGUCUCUUCGAGAAACUUCCCGUCAUCCUUUUGCUUUUACUUUAACUGCAAACUUAAAAAUGUUUGCGCCUCUUAAUAUAUGGAGAUUUCGCCCUCGACGGGGUCAAAAUUUUAAUUGUGAAAACUUCGGCGGCCUGGGUGGUGUUGAAACCCGCCACAGUAAGGGCAAAUCUUGUGCACAACCAACGCUAUAACUGCCUGGGCUAGAGGGCCCAGCUGAUGACCUCGAGUCUACUCAAAUUGGUUUAUCCGGUGGUUAGAACGUUGGCUGUGCAUAGGCCUUGCACUUUCUGUCGUGAGUUCGAACCCCACUGAGGCCGCCAAGUUAUUCGCAAAUGGGCCAGAUGAAUCACCAAAAUUGGCCGAAACACCUGUUAAGUCCCUAAUAGUCUAACCUGUAUCCCUAGGUUCAUUAGUGCUGCAUACAAGACAUAAACUUCCCCCAUAUCUACGGAAGUACUUUUAAAACAUUUGAAGGCCUCCUUAUGUGGAAGUGAGGAAGUGACUGCGCUGGAUUUAAAGAGGGCAUAAUGCAUGCAUUUUCAUAACUGAAAAACACAUAAAUACAGGUCGUUUCUUAACAAACCGAGAAUUAGUUCGGAACUUUCGCAUCAAAUACCCCCCUUAUUUCAAAAAAACUAUUUGAAGAAGACCUACCGUCCUACAAAGUGAGUAUGAGAUAUGAUGUUUUGUAUAUUAAGGGGCUCAGUUACUAGAACUUAAGGCAAAGCCGCACGCUAUAUAACUAGCUAUUUUUCACCGAGUACGAUUUGCACAACUGCUUGAAAAGACGUCUAGCCAUAAUUGAACAUGCUUCCGCGUACGAAGUAGCUUGUUAUUAUGUCCCUUGCUGUUUCGUAUAGAAAACGCAAGCUGGUAAUUUUACUUAGUUGAAUGCUUAUUUAUAAAAGUCAAGUCCAAGUUUGAUUGGUUUUGGAGGCCACCAAAAGUAUUUGACUUCGAUUUCGGAAUAUUUUUAGGCAAGGACUCAGUAUGAGACCCCACUCAAAGAACCGAAGCUAGGUGUUUGUGUAAUACGGGUUUUAUGCGUGGGGCUAAACGACGGAAAGGAGAGCACGAUAUUAGAUAAACAUCCGGACACAUGUUGAGACGGCAUAUUGCGUACUCGCGCCAAAUUUCUCUACAGCUAUUUGCAAAGGAGCACACGUACCAGGAACCAGAUCCUCGAAGAAUGGUGAGGGUGUUAGGUUGUCUGACAGUGCAAGAAAAAUUGGGCAUUUUUCACAUUUUUUCCGGUUCAUUUUCACGAAAGACGUUGAUUACAUUUUACCUAGCUACAAGAGGGCAGAAGCGUCGAUUAUGAGAAGGACGAGGAAGCAAUAUGGCACGAAGACGUGGUUUUUGUUUACUGAAUUUGGUCGCAUACUGCGUCUCUGUCUAUUUUUAUUAUAUUCCUGAUGACUGACUUAAAUCCCAGCCUUUCAUAUAUGAGAGCAGGAAAAUUUGAAUUUAUACGAUAUGGAGUCCACCUAGAUUCAUCCUAAGUAAUGAACGAAUGACUCCCAUAAAAAUGAAGAUGUAAGGCCCAUGUCCGCAUGCUGCUAUGAAAUUAGAUCGGUUAGAAUCUCUCAGGUGACUUAGAAUACCAAGAUAUCUCCAGUAGUUGGAAGCUUUGGAAUAGUUAUUCGAAUCUUCCACUUUCAAGUCAGUUGCGACGGCGUCGUACUUUUACGGACGGAACCACUUAUAUCACAACUCAAAACCAAUAUUCCACCAAUGGGAUUCAGACCACCGCUCGGAUAUGCUAAACUGGGCGUAUUUUGCAGACGGAUAGUUGAUCGAUAACCACUCCCAUUCGCUCUGCUACUGAAUAUGCAUUUUAUUCCAACAGUCCAACGGACCCGUCUAAUUUCGUAGCUUUUUUUCUGGCGAAGAGGGGGUAGUUAGUGCGUACCCUGGCCGAUUCUGAGCCUGAGAGGGGUAACCUCUCCUUACGUGACUUAAACCGUGCAGUCAAGAAACAUAAGUAAUUCGCUUGGCAACAGUUCUUGCCUUCGAAGCCACUUCCGUAACUUUUCAGUGGCGUUUAUGUCUUAAUAACACUAACACAUCCUUCUGCAAAAUACACCCAGUUUAGCCUAUCCGAACUGUGGUCCGAAUCUCAUCGGUGGGAUAUUGGUUUAUAGUUGGGAUUUGAGAGGUCCCCUCCGUAAAAUUACGUCGUCGUAACCGACCUGAAAGUGGAAGAUUCAAAUAACUAUUCCAAAGCUUCCAACUACUGGAGUUAUCUUGUUAUUCUAAGUCAUCUGGGAGAUUUCAAGCGAUCUGACUUCACAACAGCAUGGAACAGGGGCCUUCCAUCUUCAUCUUUAUGGGAGUCAAUCGUUGCUAUUUAACAUUCGUCUGAUUCCUCAUCUCACCCAAUCUUUAAUCGUCUAUGCGGUUUACCCCUGUACCGACUACAGACGCGAUCGCGAUGUAAAACAAGACCUUGAGAUGGCUUGGAGCGACAAACACGAGGCAGACUUGUUGGAUACUGAGGGUGGCCAUCUAAAACCAACCUCCACCAACAAGCAACAUUAUCCGGGCGAAGCACGUGCUUACCCACAGGCCGCACAGUCCACAGUUGAAUCCUGGACCCAGCAUCCACAUGACAUUAUUCUGCGAGCGGAGCACGAACGUAUGGCCAGUGAGCAGUUGCUGCAUCUCGCCUCAAACAUCAUUAAUGACGUCACGCGGGAUGUCAUUCAUCAAAAGGAUGUUGUCAAUGCGGCCUUUCAGAAGAGGCUUGAUGAAUAUGAGGCUGACAAGUUCAGACUCACGGGCCAGCUCAAAGCGGUGAGCAGAAUUUUGUAUGGGUGGCUGGGAUGGCUCAGUUUAAAGUUGCAAAGCAACAUUUUCUAUGCAGUGAUGAUUAACGUGUGCAUUUUUCAGGCGAAGCGGACUUCUGCCGCAUCUAUUUCGCCCCACGAUCUCCAUACCGGCCGUGUUUUGCUUGUGGGGGGGGGUGGAUCAUGACGAAUAGCAAUAGGCACGGAGGCAGGAGGCCAACAAGACCUGAUGGUCUGCUUACGCCAGUCAAGCAUUACCCAGUCCUUCGCAGUCUCUCCGCAGAUGCCAGGUUUCGAUGAAGGAGUCCUAUGUUUCUCACGUUUGGACGACGCCGUGGAGGCCAUAUUAAGACGGAGACAUUGAAGUCACCCCCCCCCAGUCCUUGAUAGGCCCACAUAUCUCACUGUUUAGUAACUCUCUAAGUCACUACCGUUAGCAUAUCGCAGUAAGCUUCAGGCGCGUUUAAUUUCUUUUCGUGAGGAAUAAGACGAUUUGUCAUUUGAAGGAGUGCCUCCGUGACAAUCCCAUUGCCUUCCCUCUCUCUAGUGUACUGGUAGCCUUUCCGAGCUUGACGCUUGACGGGUGAUGGGACUGGACACUGUGGAUGAAGUAGCGUGGGCCUCCUUUUAACGCGUUAUACGUAUGCCCGGUAUGGGUUAGGGAUUAAAGCAGACUCAAAGCAGCCCGACCAACGCACGCAAUGGGCUGCUCCGGACUGCUUGAACUAAACGCACUAAUGGCACUUCCCGCAGCCAGCAGCGAAACCGGAAGCACAAGUUUAAGAAAAAUGAUGGUAAAAAGGCUACUGGAAGUAUGUUAUUACCGAAAAAGACAAGGGAGACUAGAAUGGCCAUUUCUGGCAUAUUAGCCGUCGUCAGCCGGUCAUACCCAAAUCCCGAAGUGUGGAACACCCGAGGCUCUAACUCGCGACCUGCUAGUUAGAAGUCCACGCGUCCAACCACUGUGCCACGAGCCCGUUGCCCUGUCGGUUUCGAUCGGGAAUAUACAAUGGUGGGGGGCGCUCAUCGAUCGUUCUUACGGAACUCACUCGUUUCGUUGUGCCUUAAGGGAUCUCUCUCUCGAGCUCAACCAGCAGCCGCACAAGGACUAGCCUACAUAAAUAGAUGCAUUCGCACUGCACAGAGGGUGUACAGAUUUGGUCUAGCUGACCGAUCUGCAGCAUCAUCGAGCUGAUUUUCGUCAGCGUCUCGCCACCCUCCUGGACUCGGCAUAGAUAGGCUGGGUAUUUAUUUACGCAGGAAUAUGCGAAGACAGACUUGCCCGGUUUCUUGAGAAAAGCAAGCUGGGAAUGAAAUUGCAGCUAGCGUGGCGUUUCAAGUGCGUGUAUGUCUUUUGUCCCUGGCACAUAACGACCUUAAGGUGGAAGGGAUAUGCGCUCAAUGAGCCUGUAAGAGAGCCGAUCACGGGCGCCCAGAAACUCCUUAUCACCCACUCUACCCACCAAGAUGAUUGACUCAUUCCUGCCAACAUUCCCGCUACGGAGACCCGUCCAGGACUCCGGCUGCCACCAAGCUUCAGCCCAGCAUACAUGCUCGUGUCCUUCAAAUCCCACUAAAUACAACCUAUUCCUCUGGUCGUUUAAGUAUAACCACUGCUAAAGCCGCUACAGGGUACUGCCAAACAGAAAGACAUAUUUAUGUACUGUGAGCCUGUAUAAAUCAACGUCUUACGUGAAACAAAAAUGAUAAGUAAAUCUAUUAUACUAUGACUGGUAACUGAAAACUUAUAAUCUGUCUUAAGAAAGCUUUAUUUUCAGCCUAAAAAUUAGUACAAAAUGACCGACAUUAAAAAAAUAUGAACUUUUCGUUUUCUUAUUCCAAUGAGAACCAAGUCUUUUCCCUCUUAUACAUUCUGACAUAUUUUCCAGAAAACAUGCUCAAAAAUAUCCCCUAUUUUGCCUAGUUUAUGGCAAAUUACGUCUUCUUCUAAUGUUACAUUUGAAGGAAGAAUAUUUUUCGCUUUUAAACGUUUGUACGUGUGGUAUUUAUUAAAACCGUGAAAUAUCAUCCAUUAAUCAAUAGUGGUUACUGAUAAGUGUGCUGAUUACGAGUUCUGUAAGACAUCUUCAGAGCAUGUAUAAAUGUGAUUUGCCUUACAGAGAAAAUAUAUAGCUUGUAGUUUGGAGGUCCUGAAUACGAUUGCAACGAAAGGUCACGUUGAUAAUUAUUCCGGAAUUGAGAUUUUUGAAGUCGAAAGAUACGCUUUCUCCCAACAUUAAGUUUGAAGUCGAUGAAGUUUGCUACGAACUGAGAACGGGGAAAAACAUUUAUGAGUAUGUUUUCUAUAGAACAUAUUUGGAUGUAUAAGGUCAUCGAAAAUCGAUUGAAAAAAAUCAUAGUACUGAAGCGGUCAUUUAUUGGGGAACUUGGCUUUUAUAAGCGGCCAAUAAGAAGCCAGUUCAGAAGCCGGUAUCCUGUUGUGACCGAAAUAUCUUGUGAUUAUGCUGUACGAUAGUUAAACUUACGAUUCUAUUUAAGAUAUCCUUUCUACUCGAAGACACCUUUGAGAAUUUCGGUUGGCAUUUCCUGAGACAGAACAUCUAAUGUACGCGUCACUACGUACCGGCAAGCUCUAAGCAUCAACCUGAGUUACCUCCUACAUGCUAUCAUUUUUAACUGGGUAUCAAAUUACAGUUACAUGUGUCAAAAUUACUACAAUGUGCAUAUUUUCCUAAGUUUGUAAAAAAUAUGAUCGUUCUCAGAUUUUACACUGGAAGUUAGGGAUGUUUUUGCAUAUGUUUAAAUGCAAAUCACCUUUUCUCCGAACCGGCAAAGGUCCAGUUAAUUUAAAUAGUUUAACCUCAAUUUCAGACGUGCGAUGAGAUUGCGGCAAUGGAGAAAAAUAUCAAGGAGCUCGAACUUGCCAUCGCAGCCAAGGACGCCUACGUUCAGACUGUUCAAACUCGUCUACAUCUACACAAUAAGAGACCAAAUGUGGAAAAUUGUCGGGACCCACCACAAAAGGCGUAAGUCAACUUUAAUCAGUCUAUCGUCCGAAUGGGCCCUUAACUACGUUAUAUCCGUCCUUUCUGCUUUUUUGGAAACAACGAUUCGGUUGCGCCGUAGGAAAUUUGCCAAAGGUAUCGAAGGCAAAAGCGAGCACCAUGAUGGUAUCUCCAGAAGUCGUCGGUUCAUGUAUGUGUACACAAUUCCAAGACAUAUAAAUGAGCCUAAGCACAUGAGGAUUGACCAUUUUCCAUUUGUUAUUUGAAGGAAACACUGAUAAUCACUAGAUAUGUAAAGUCAAGUUUUGAUUACUGCAACAUAACUGCUUAUUUCUUCUAGACAAAAUAGCAUUAUUGACAAAGACAGGGUAGCCUGGAAUGGCCAUGUCUGGCUUAUUAGCCGUCAUCAGCCAGUCAUACCCAAUCCUGAAGUGUGGAACACCUGGGGCUUGGUCCCGGGACGGAUGGGUUCUCUAACACGAUUGGUGAGAGCCCAUUGACCACUAUAUAUUUCCGAUCGCAACUGACAGGACAACGAGUGGUUAGACUUCUAACUGACAGGCCGCGGGAUUGAACCCCAGGUGUUCCACACUUCGGGUUGGGUAUGACUAGCUGACGACGGCUAAUAAGCCAGACAUUGCCAUCCCAGUCACCCUUGUCUUUGUCGACAAUACCAUUCAGCCUAUAUCAUGCGCCGCUAUGCGGCUGCUGGUUGGAUUCGAGAGAGAGAGAGAGAGAGAGAGAGAGAAAGAGAGAGAGAGAGAGAGAGAGAGAGAGAGAGCGAGAGCGAGAGCCCAGGGCACUACGCGAGGAGUGAGUUCCGUAAAACGAUUGGUGAGCGUCCCUCUAUCAUUAUUUAAUUUGUGUAAUCGUGUCUCUCUAGGGUUCAUCCAUCGUAGUGUGUGUAGUGUUAGGGCUGGCCUUCGGAUUUCGCGGUUAGGUUUAGUGUUGGGGUUAGAGUCAGGGUUGUCUUACUGCUAAGGUUGAGUUUAGGGUUGGGUUUGAAUCUAAAGGGAAUGUCAAGUUUAUUGUCCGAUGUAUGAAAAGAGUUAGGGCGUUUGCUUGCCGCAUGUCGUUCUACUCAAUCUGCUCUUGAUUAACUAAGAUUCUUGGUUAACCUGCGUUCCGUCCGUUUGCACAUUCCUAAUUCGUAUCUUUUAAAUUACGCUGUCUCUUCCGGCACCACUUCGGUGUAAUAAAAUAAACAUGCAGAAAUGCAAAUUCCCUCGAUGCUUUCUACGGAUUACGUUUAAUUUUGUGUUCGUCUGCCCUACCGAUAAAACUACCCGUUUUAAUGGAUACCCUGUGCUUUAUUUCCUCAGCGGGCUUACUUGGCGAAACAGUAACCUGAGAGUGUUUGUAUGAGAAGCAAUCGUAAUUUGUUUUGUCCCCCUUUUAUCUACUGCAUGUUAUCUUCUAGCUAGCGAGUCACCCCAGUACACCUCCUGUCUCCGAAUGUGACAUUUUUCCCACUUCCUCAUACCAAUAGUCAACCCCCCAGUCAUCAGACCGAUUUUAGCAUUUUUUCUGCGGGCCUGUACAAGAAAAACCACGAUUCGGCAUCAGUCUGGCAAUCAGCUUACCUAGCCUUUCACGAAAACCCUUUAAAUGCAAAUAGCAGUUAUUGCGAAAGCGAAAUUGCUGUUUUUCCUUUUUAUCAUGAAUAACGUUUACCUCUGUGCGCAUGACGAUGACUGCUCUCUAGAAGGCAAAGAUUUUCUAAAACUCCAGGGAAAAAUAUUGUAUUUGUUCGAGUUUUCCGCUUGUAUACUUUCAGGUACAAAGGAAAAAACGCCAAGUAGGGGGUUUUUCAGUCUUUCUCAGCUAUUUAGCGGUCGGCUUAUUUAGGCCGCCAGAUUGCCCCGAUACGGCAAUCUGAGGUUGAUCUGGCUAGUUGCUGACUUCUGGUCAGAUGCCCAGGCCUUAUCAUCUCACAACUUCUCGUGCUGACGGCUCGAUCAAUAGUCAUUGGGUCCACAAGGAUAAGGUUGGGGUAAAUUCAACCACUUGAGAUAGCUAACGACCUCGCCACAUAGUCGACGUGUCCCCGAACCCGAACCCGAGAACCGAAGCGAGUUGCCAUCCGUCGCCACAUGGACUUGGCCUCAUCCCGUCCAGUGGGCGGACGCAGUAUGGAUUAAUUUUGAUAACAGCGCGUAAAUAAUAACCUGGAAAAUUCCACAAUUGCCCUUUUUACAGCUUGUUUUUGAUUCAACACCACAAAAUACGUACACUUCACUGGGUAAGCCGAACUUCCCGGAAAAUAGGCAUCGUUUGCUUAAUCACUCCAGCGCACAUAUACACAAGAAAAUGAAACGAUCGCCUAUUACUUACUUAAUCUUCCGCUGGUUUGCUUGUGAAUAGCCACUGUCCACUGAGAUUUAUGUCCGAAACCCACGACCAGUCUUGGCCCAUUUGAUCGUCUGUUUGGUGUCUUGUUGAGCGAGGUUGAUUUUUUCUCAGAUAAACAUUAGAAUAUUCCCAAUCGAAGGAGUAAAACAGGCCAUAAAUCAGCAUAAGACCGCGAAGAACCACUUUCGCAACCGUAAAGCAUAACUUGAGUAUCUACAACAGUCUACAUCUUUCGAUCUUAUCUGUUGCCGGCUUUAGCCUUUAUAGAGAGACAGAUACAGUACCUUUGCGAAACCUUUUGUGGUUAUAUAAAGCCAGUAAAAUAGCAUUUAUAAUGUGAGUAAGUACUCGUGUAGGGGCAGGUAUUCAGAGAACGUUACGUGGUUUUGGCCACUGCAGCGGAAGCCAGAAUUUUGAUUUCCGAUGAAGAAUGUGGCGACUGCCUUACUAAGGGUUUUUGCUUUUAUUUGUUUGGUUUAGGAUGCUUGACGAGUUGACUGAUAUUCAAAACUCCAUUGAUCGCCUUCGCGACAAGUUAAACCUCUCUGAGAACAACUUAAAACACCUCCAGGACACACAACUUAUGCUGGAGAAGGAAAUACACAUGAAGAAUAAUUCCAUUCAAGUGGACAAGGAUCAUUGUGUGCGUCAUCGCAUGUCCUUCCCGGACGCUGUGAGACUUCAGGGUCACUAA
Molecule: messenger RNA, 13533 nt
Organism: Spirometra erinaceieuropaei
Lineage: Eukaryota; Metazoa; Platyhelminthes; Cestoda; Diphyllobothriidea; Diphyllobothriidae
Source: the annotation of a GenBank genome assembly